GCGCUGGACAAGUUGUCAGCUCAUAUUGCGAGAACGAUCGUGCAGCAAAUCGCGACGGCUAGCGCGUCAGGCCAAGCUCCACCUGCGGCGUGCAAGCUCGACCUGAAGGGCUAUAUUGAUGGCGAUGUUUCGUCUUCUAUUGAUUUUAGUGGAAGGGAUUCUUCUGUGGCCACAACAGAAACACCUUUUGAAUCCUCAGUUGAAUGGAGACAGACCGAGCAGGCUCAUAUUGGUAGCGAAGUACAACCUUCUGGAGACACUGUUCCAAGACGAAGUAAUCGGCCACGUCGAGCACUGAACAAUGACUCUGACUCGGAGUCAUCGAAACGGCGGAAGAUCACAGGAGGAUUGAGAUUACAACGACCUACUGGAUCAGCAAACCAGAGCAUGUCACCUGAGGCUGCAGAGAGCGAGCAAGCGCCCGUCCGUCGUCUUCAGACGGAUGUUAGGGAGAAACCACAGAGACGAACGACAAGGGAUGAACCAGCCUUACGUCCUUCCACUCUGAGCAAAUUAGUCGUUGGCAUUUGGGAGCAGAUUUUCAGUAGCAUGAGUUUUGACAUCAGCGUCGUCUCAAGCGAAUGGCGAACAACUGGAUUCCAGGCCCAUCGAACACUAAUCACGGAUAUGGCCGAGGAUGGCCAUCAACCUAGCGCAGUACAAGUACCGCCAGCUACAUCGCCAGAAAGGACUUUUACUAGGAUGAAUUUGUUGUGUCGAAAAAUCAGUCAGGCCAGUCGAUGCUCACGAGCUCUCGAAGUAGUGGUUCAAGCUUCAUGGGUUGAAUAUUUCGACCGCCAGGUCCAGGAGAUUGCAAAAGGAAAUCCUCAAUUAUCGGCUACGAAGGCUAGAAUGAAAGCGCUUGCUCAGGCGUGUUCUGAAAUUGGGUGGAGNGCCAUCUGGCGUGGCUACAAAGAAAUCAAAGACCAUGGAGGAUGGGUAUGUUUGGUGUUCGCAGGAAUGGGCAUCUACAGAUUUUGCAAGUAUCGCAUCGGCUUCGAUCCAGAGUCUAUGGCAAGUCUCAGACGAAUGCGUGCCCGAUUCGAAGUUGCCGCUGACACAUUGCACCCGUACUGGCGAGACAUGCUAGCAAUCGUUGGCGACCCUUCCACUCGCGCCUACACCGGCCACCCACACGACUGGGUCGUUUCCGACCAGGAUGAUCCUGUACCGCUCAAACAAACCUACCUACAGUACGACCCACAAUUUUCUUUCACCCAUCUGGAGUCUUCGGUCGUGGACCCUUAUGCAUUUGGCGCCAACGAUCCUCGUCAAGUCGCUGUGGUGACACAACAAUCAGCCUUUGUUUGCAGCGUAUGCGGAGAAAAACAAUCAGAAGAUGUAACCGAGAGCACAUGUCGAUGCUUCCCGAACCUUUUCGGCAGUGACCAUCUACCCAUGGCGCCUGUCCAAAUCUUCCGCACCAAGAAUGGACGCAACAACGGGCUUAUGGCAUGUUGUCCUUUCGAACGCGGCGUCGCAAUUGGCGAAUUUACAGGUCUCAUCACAAAAGGCCUCGAAGGCAUAGACGUCAUGCAAGCCGAAGCCGAGCAACGCUAUCAGAUCUACCAGGGCCGCGAAGGCAACUACACUCGCUUUGUCAACCACUCUUGCCGCCCGAACUCCCAGUUCCAGCGUUUUGUGUGGAUGGGGAUGCAGAGGAUCAUUCUCGUGAGCAGAGGCAUAGAAGCUGGACAGGAAAUCACGGUCGACUACUCGGAUGCUUAUUGGCGUAAUCUGCCUAAGACGUGUUUAUGCCAAGAGAGCUGUUGUAGGUUCAAGGAUAGGGAGAGGGGUACACAGAGGAUUGAGAGUGUGGCUACUUCGCCUGCUUCA
Molecule: messenger RNA, 1836 nt
Organism: Aureobasidium musti
Lineage: Eukaryota; Fungi; Ascomycota; Dothideomycetes; Dothideales; Saccotheciaceae
Source: the annotation of a GenBank genome assembly